AUGUAUUUAUCCUAUGAAGGUGGAAAAUUAACAUCUACAAUAAUAAAUUUAGAUAUUGAAGAACUUUCAUAUUGCUUAAGUUGUAUUUUAUUGAAUUACAUAGAAUAAGACCUAAAUAUAACCUUUAAAAACGAAAGCCGUUUAGAAUUCGAAAAAAGCCGAAACGAAAUCGAAAACAUACUCAAAGAAUCAUAUUUACAUAUAAAAUAAAGCCAAAUAAAUAAUCUAAAUUUAAAUAAUCUUAUAGAAGCUUAAAAAUAAUAAAAAGAAAUUUACGAAACAAUCAAUUAAGGAGAAUUAGAGGAAAAUAUAUGUACAUCUGAAAAUUAAGAAAAUACAUCAUUUUAAAAAGAAGAUAUAGAUGAUAAUAAUAUAUACUCAACAAAUCUCAAGUUUUCCACUAUAUCAAGAUACUCUAUUGUAAUUCCAAACAAUUAAUAAUAAAAUAGACUAUUAUUUGAUAAAACAUAUACUGAAAAUAACCCUGAUAAUGUUCUUUUAGUAAAGCCUUAAUAGUAAACAAUCUAAAACUACUGCAAGAACAUCAUCAUAUCCUGUAAAAUGGAAAGGGAAAUUCCUAUAAUAACCCUUAUUUAUAUAGAAAGACUAUUAUUAAAUAGUGGUUUUUCCCUAAACAAUUUAAACUGGAGAAAAAUUACAAUUACAGCAAUGAUUCUUGCGUCUAAAAUUUGGGAUGAUGAAUCUUUUGAAAACAAUAAUUUUUCGAAGGCUUUCCCUUAUUUUUCAGUUUAAUAAUUAAAUGAAAUGGAAAGAGUUUUUGUCAAUUUUAUUGAUUAUAGUUUAUAUAUAAAAGGAUAAGAAUAUGCUAAAUUUUACUUCAUUUUGAGAGGUUUUGCGAAAAAAAAUAAAAAAUCAUUCCAUAUGAGACCUUUAGAUAUCUAAACUAUAUUAAAUUUAUAAAAUAAUAGUAAUAAAGCGGAAUAUAGACUAAGGGAAAUUUACAAUAAUGCAUUAAAUAAAAGUUUUUGA
This is a messenger RNA of Ichthyophthirius multifiliis, 990 nucleotides long. Its product is annotated as n-terminal domain protein. Gene Ontology annotation, biological process: regulation of cyclin-dependent protein serine/threonine kinase activity. The transcript is spliced from 2 exons. Gene Ontology annotation, molecular function: protein kinase binding. Gene Ontology annotation, cellular component: plasma membrane. Lineage: Eukaryota; Ciliophora; Oligohymenophorea; Hymenostomatida. The record is from RefSeq and is a predicted model, not a curated record.